This is a messenger RNA of Camelina sativa (false flax), 592 nucleotides long. RefSeq names its product ubiquitin-like protein ATG12B. NCBI's taxonomy places the organism in Eukaryota, Viridiplantae, Streptophyta, Magnoliopsida, Brassicales, Brassicaceae. Gene Ontology annotation, cellular component: autophagosome membrane; cytoplasm; Atg12-Atg5-Atg16 complex. The record is from RefSeq and is a predicted model, not a curated record. Gene Ontology annotation, biological process: autophagy of mitochondrion; autophagosome assembly; autophagosome maturation. Gene Ontology annotation, molecular function: Atg8-family ligase activity.
UUUUGUUGUAUACAUUACUUUUCUCUGUCAAACCGAACUCUCAACAACAAUGGCGACUGAAUCUCCGAAUUCUGUUCAGAAAAUUUUUGUUCAUCUAAGAGCUACCGGUGGUGCUCCGAUACUGAAACAAUCCAAAUUCAAGAUUUCAGGGACUGAUAAGUUUGCUAAAGUGAUUGAUUUUCUAAGACGGCAGCUUCACUCUGACUCAUUGUUUGUGUAUGUAAACAGCGCUUUCUCGCCAAACCCCGAUGAAUCAGUAAUUGAUCUCUAUAAUAACUUUGGGUUUGAUGGUAAACUGGUGGUUAACUAUGCGAGUUCCAUGGCAUGGGGUUAAAGUUGCAUCUUAUGUUGUCUCUCGGUCCAAAAUCAUGGAUCUGGCAGAUGUGAUCUGAUACAAGCUGCUACUCUUUCUUUGGUAGGAGAAUCCAAGUGUAGAUGUGACCCAUACUUGUUGUACAUCCUUAGGAAUGGCACUUCAUCAAUUUUUUUUUUUUUUUAACCUGAAUAGAUAUGACAAAAGUGGAACAGUUUUUGUCUGAUACUUUCAUAUUCAAGAAAUGAUUCAAUCAAGUAAAGAGCUCAUUUUUUUUCU